Molecule: messenger RNA, 322 nt
Organism: Babjeviella inositovora NRRL Y-12698
Lineage: Eukaryota; Fungi; Ascomycota; Pichiomycetes; Serinales
Exons: 1
Coding region: 56-232 (58 amino acids)
Source: RefSeq, a predicted model, not a curated record
GUUUGAGUAUACUAGCGAAAUCCCCCUGCGAGCAAGGGCUCCGUAGAAGGCAUGGAUGUCUUGGUGUACCCUUGUCAAAAUGCACUGCACCGGUUCCAUAACAGCAGGUUCUUACAAAGUACCAGUAUUGGUCGCGAUCAACAAUGUAAAACUUAAGCACUGUGUCUAUUCCGGGAUUCUAUUGUAUAUCUUGCAUCGUCUGGUCUGUCUAUCCUCGGCCUCUGGCCGAUGAUAUGUUUUUUCAUGUCGCCAAGUCCGUCAUGUCUUAAGGCGGGCUAAGCAACGCUUCCGUGGGCUCUGCCUGUAACUUUGGGGUGUGUCG